AUGAUUGCUAAACGUGCCUUGUCUACUUUGAUUCCACCAAAGAUUGUUUCCGCUAACAACUUGGGCUCUGCUCCAAAUGCUAAGCGUAUUGCUAAUGUCGUUUCCUUCUAUAAGUCCUUGCCACAAGGUGAAGCUGCUGCUGUCAAGCCAUCUGGUUUGAUCGGUAGAUACAAGGCCAAGUUUUUUGAUGGUGAAAAUGCCUCUGGUAAGCCUCUAUUGCAUUUGGCCAUUGGUAUCUUGACAUUGGGUUACUCUAUGGAAUACUACUUCCAUUUGAGACACCACAAGGGCGGUGAACAUUAA
Kluyveromyces lactis is the source of this 303-nucleotide messenger RNA. It is a transcript of the gene ATP17, whose product is annotated as F1F0 ATP synthase subunit f. Gene Ontology annotation, biological process: proton motive force-driven ATP synthesis. Bases 1 to 303 code for a protein of 100 amino acids. The transcript has 2 exons. Lineage: Eukaryota; Fungi; Ascomycota; Saccharomycetes; Saccharomycetales; Saccharomycetaceae. The record is from RefSeq and is a predicted model, not a curated record.